Messenger RNA from Spodoptera exigua (beet armyworm), 483 nucleotides. NCBI's taxonomy places the organism in Eukaryota, Metazoa, Arthropoda, Insecta, Lepidoptera, Noctuidae. The record is from the annotation of a GenBank genome assembly.
AUGUACAGGAGUCGCGCUGGAGCGUCGUUAGACGAACGGUUCACGGCGACGGAUGACGCGGGCGGCGUCCGGCUGACGGUGUCCUCAGCACGGACCGGAGACACCAAUGUGUACACAUUACAAGCUAGUAAUGCAGCCGGGAGCGACACAAGUCGAGUCCGGUUGGAGGUCAGUGCAGAUGAAGCUCCCACGGGAGAGGAUCCCCCUACGUUCCUGAGACGUCUGCAGGACCUCACCGUGAAGGUCGGGACGAGGACACGGUUCCUCGUCGAGAUCGUCAGCUCUACUGAGUGUAAGGUGACAUGGUUUCGCAACGAGCGACGGCUGUUGGAAGCGGAGCGCGUGGCUCUAGCCCGGGACGGGAACUUCUGGUGUGCUGAUGUAGCUGCGGUCAGCGUCGACGAUGCUGGUCGCUGGACCUGCACUGCUGAAAACGCCGGCGGCAGGGCCAGCUGCUCGGCGCAUCUUAAUGUACUUGGUUAG